AUGUCAUUGUUUAAAGCUAGAGACUGGUGGUCCACCAUACUUGGAGAAAAGGAAGAAUUUGACCAAGGCUGUCUGUGUGUUGCUGAUGUUGAUAAUAGUGGCAGUGGACAAGAUAAAAUUAUUGUGGGCAGUUAUAUGGGAUAUCUCCGAAUCUUUAGUCCACAUCCUGUGAAACCUGGAGAUGGAGUACAACCUGAAGACUUGCUCUUGGAAGUGCAGUUACGAGAACCAAUAUUGCAGGUGGAAGUGGGAAAAUUUGUUUCUGGUACUGAAGGACUUCAUCUGGCUGUGUUGCAUUGCCGAAAACUCUGUGUAUAUGCUGUCUCAGGAACUCUGGGAAAUGUGGAACAUGGGAACCAGUAUCAGAUUAAACUGAUGUAUGAGCACAAUCUUCAGAGAACUGCUUGUAAUAUGACUUAUGGUCCAUUUGGUGGUGUAAAAGGUCGGGAUUUGAUAUGCAUACAGUCCAUGGAUGGGAUGCUCAUGUUGUUUGAACAGGAAAGCUAUGCUUUUGGCCGUUUUUUACCUGGUUUUCUUCUGCCUGGUCCCUUGACUUACAGCUCUCGGACAGAUUCUUUCAUUACAGUGUCUUCUUGUCGACAGGUUGAGAGUUACAAAUACCAAGUGCUGGCAUUUGCAACAGAUGCUGAUGAAAGACAAGAAACAGAACAGCAAAAACUUAGUUCUGGAAAAAGACUUGCGGUGGAUUGGGUUUUAAACAUCGGAGAGCAAGCACUGGAUAUAUGCGUUGUCUCCUUUAAUCAGGCAGUUUCUUCUGUUUUUGUGCUUGGUGAGAGAAACUUCUUUUGCCUUAAGGAUAAUGGGCAAAUUCGAUUCAUGAAAAAGCUUGAUUACAGUCCAAGUUGCUUCAUUCCUUAUUGUUCAGUGAAAGAAGGAACAAUAAACACUCUGGUUGGAAACCAUAGUAAAAUGUUGAAUGUUUAUCAAGAUGUUACUCUGAAAUGGGCCAGUCAACUUCCCCACAUUCCUGUAUCAGUAAAAGUAGCAAAUUUACAGGGCUUGAAGGGUGUUAUAGUCACUCUGAGUGACAAUGGGCAUCUUCAAUGUUCCUACCUUGGAACUGACCCUUCAUUCUUCCAGGCUCCUCGGGUUGAUUCUAGGGAAAUAAACUAUGAAGAAUUUGAUGCUGAAAUGAAAGAGCUUCAGAAAAUUAUCAGGGAGGCCACAAAAACACAAGAUAUUUUGCCCAAAUCAGAAAAACACAGAGAUCUAAUUGUCACAGCAGAAGUUUCGCCGGAUUUGGAUGCAGAAUCACAAGCCAUUGACAGUGAGGUAAAAGCAGAGGCAGUACCAUCAGUCACAGUAAAGAUAACAAUACAGAGCAGAGUGACUGCACAGAAACCGAACCUGGCGGUAUGUGUACAAGCUCCAUUAGCAGUGACCUGUGACCAGUUCAUCUUUGAUGAUUUAGAACCAGACUCAUCUGAAACUGUAGUCCUGUCUGUCUAUUUGAAGGGGAAUUGUUCUCCAUCAGAACUAGAAGGAAAUUGUGUGGUUUCAUAUAAUACACCAACAGAGCUCAAUCCUGAAGGAAUACUGAGAGUUGCACAGUGUAACUUCAGGCUGCCUUUGCGGUUAAUUUGCUUUCCAGCUCAACCUUCAAAAGCAGCAAACCACAAGCUAACUAUUGAUACCAAUAAGCCUUCCAUCAGUUUUCUCACCAUUUUUCCAGACUUUGUUGAUCCGUCUGAGGAUGACCAGGCAAAUGUUCUAGGAUUUCAGUUUUUAACUGGUUCAAAAAUCACACUUCUUGCUUCAAAAACAUCACAACGAUAUAGGAUCCAGAGUGAUCGGUUAGAAGACCUUUGGCUGAUAACAAAAGAGCUUACGCUUCGACUCGAAGAACAUUUCAAGAAGCAAAACUGCAAAGAUUUUGCAUGUACCUUUUCUGGUUCAAUUCCCCUGCAAGAAUAUUUUGAACUAAUUGAUCGACAUUUUGAGCUACGUUUGAAUGCUGAAAAAUUUCAGGAGCUGUUAUCUGAAAGGGCUGUACAGUUUCGAGCUAUUGAACGGCGACUGCUGACACGAUUCAAAGAUAAAACUCCUGCUCCUCUUCAACAUCUGGACACCUUGCUAGAAGGAACAUUCAGAGAG
Messenger RNA from Pelecanus crispus (Dalmatian pelican), 2115 nucleotides. The record is from RefSeq and is a predicted model, not a curated record. NCBI's taxonomy places the organism in Eukaryota, Metazoa, Chordata, Aves, Pelecaniformes, Pelecanidae.